Messenger RNA from Penicillium cosmopolitanum, 933 nucleotides. Its product is annotated as FMN-binding negative transcriptional regulator. The transcript has 3 exons. The coding region runs from base 1 to 933 and encodes 310 amino acids. The record is from RefSeq and is a predicted model, not a curated record. Lineage: Eukaryota; Fungi; Ascomycota; Eurotiomycetes; Eurotiales; Aspergillaceae.
AUGCACCUACGCGCCGAACACGCCGUCACUGACCUCCCCACCCUACACACCUUUAUCCGCACACACCCCCUCGGCGUCCUAACCACCUCGCUACCAUCGGAGAACUUUCCUACGUUACAGUGUAGUCAUAUUCCGUGGGUAUUGGACGGUGUGGAUGUGGACGGGGACGGGGACGCGGGGAAGAAUCUUGGCACACUACGCGGCCACAUUGCGCGCGCAAAUCCGCAUACAAAGGCUUUGAUCGAAGCCGUUAUGGAGGCGGGGGCGGGGGUAGAGACCGGUCCUAAUUCGGUUGUGAAGCAGCAGCAGAAGCAGAAGCAGCAGGGAGAUCGACAGGGUCAGGGUCAGGGUCAAGACGAGGAAGAGGACCAAGAGCAGCAGGGGAAACUUGAAGGGCAAGGACAAGGGCAGGUACUUCCUGGCGAAGUCCUGAUUGUAUUUACCAGUCCAGUGGAUCACUACAUCACGCCGCAGUUCUAUACAGCGUCGGUUGGGAGUGGGAGUGGGAAGGUUGCGCCGACGUGGAAUUACGCCGCAGUACAGGUGUAUGGGCGAAUGGUUGUUUACCAUUCUGUGAAGGAGAAGGCGACGGGGGGAGUUUCUUACUCGGCAAUUGGGAGAUUUGGCGAGGGUUGGGGAGGUGGAGAUUAUGGGAAUGGCAGUGUUGGGGGUGAUGAAUCUGAAUCAGAGCAGGGGCGAUCUCCGUGGAGGAUUGCUGAUGCGCCGGUGGAGUAUAUUUCGAUGCUGAAGAAGGGGAUCGUGGGGAUGGAGGUGGAGAUCACGCGGGUGGAGGGAAGGUUUAAGGGGAGUCAGGAGAAAGGUGUUGCGGAUCGAGAGGGUGUUAUUGGUGGGUUGGAGGGGAUGGGGGGUUCGAGGGCGACGGAGAUGGCUGAUUUUGUGAGGGAUAUGUCUGGUGGUGUACCUAGGGGGUAG